AUGUUAAAGCCUGUGAUCGUUCUUAGUGAAUACUCAGAUCUCUACAACUUGACACCAGGCAAAACAUCAGACCUAUGCCAAGAAAAACCAGAGUGUGUCUUCCUCCAGGUGUGUGUGGGGCUUCUGGGUCUGUUGGUGUCCUCGACAUCAGCCGGUGGACGUUGGUACCCCAAAUCCCUACCAUGUGACGUCUCUCUCAUCAGCAAUGGCAGUGUGGUCAGUGUGGACUGCACCGAGAGACAACUCACAUUCAUCCCAAAAGGCAUCCCAAGUAACACCACCAAUCUGACCCUGACGAUCAACCACAUCCCUGCCCUGAACUCAACUUCAUUCUAUGGGCUGGAAAACCUCACCGAGAUAGACAUGCGCUGCAACUGCGUGCCUGUCAAAGUUGGCCCCAAGGACCGCGUGUGCCUGCAGAGUGUGACCAUUGAGAACGACACGUUUACCAAGCUGAGGAGCUUAAGGUCCCUGUAUCUGGAUGGGAAUCAGCUCAACAGCAUUCCAAAAGGUCUCCCUCAGAACCUCAUCCUACUCAGUCUAGAAGUGAAUCACAUCUAUUCAAUUCUGAGGGAUAACCUCUCAGAUAUCACCAACGUGGAGAUUCUUUAUCUCGGCCAAAACUGUUAUUAUCGUAACCCAUGUAAUGUCUCUUAUGAAAUAGAGGACGGGGCAUUUUCACGGCUUAGUAACAUGACAUUACUAUCUCUUAAAUCAAACAACUUGUCUUACAUUCCAGCCAAAUUACCUACAAGCCUCAGGGAGUUAUAUAUUUACAACAACAACAUUGAGAAGGUGACCAAGGAGGACUUUCAAAAUCUAACCAACCUGGAGAUCCUGGACAUAAGCGGAAACUGCCCCCGUUGUUACAAUGCGCCUUUUCCAUGUGUCCCAUGCCCUCACAAUUCUCAACUUCAGAUUGAUGAUGAUGCAUUUAAAACAUUGUCCAAACUCAGGAUAUUGCGUAUGCACAGUAAUUCUCUAACAAAUGUUCGUUUAAUUUGGUUUCAAAAUUGCAGCAAGCUACAAGUUAUUGACCUCUCAUCCAACUUUUUAGCACAAGACAUAACAACCACUAAAUUCCCACAGGCUCUACCCAAUCUGGAAGAAUUGGAUCUGUCGUUUAACUAUGCCUUACAGAUGUAUCCGCUGACAUUGCAACUGAGUCGCUCGUUCCGCUUUCUGAAGUCUCUCAAAGUGUUCAGAAUCAGGGGGUUUGUUUUUCAAGAACUGACCUUGGAGGGCAUCAGUCCACUAGUAUUACUUCCGAACCUGUCGGUCAUCGACCUAGGAUUCAAUUUCAUCAAAAUAGCUAACCUCAGUAGUUUGAUGGAACUGAAACACUUCAAAAUAAUCAAUCUGUCAGAAAAUAAAAUAUCGCUGCCCUCAGAGGGGCCUACUGGUUUUUCAUUCUCAGGACAAGCCAUGUACGGUACCCCCAUGUCAGGUGCUGAGUACCACAGAGAAGAAGUGAAAGAGGUUCACUAUUUCAGAUACGAUGAGUAUGCACGUAGCUGCAAAUACAAAGACAAGGAGGAAGUUGGGAUUGUGAACUCCUUUGUCAAUAGCAACUGCAGCCAGUUUGGAAAAACACUUGAUAUCAGCAGGAAUAAUAUAUUCUUUCUUCACUCGAGAUUCUUAAACCUUAGCGACAUCAGAUGUUUAAAUCUCUCUGGAAAUGCAAUGAGCCAAAGUUUAAACGGUUCUGAGUUUACUCAUCUCAGUAACAUACAAUAUCUGGAUUUCUCCGAAAAUCGACUGGACCUGCUCUAUUCCACCGCAUUUAAAGAGCUGACAAAUCUGGUUAUUUUAGACAUAAGCAAAAACAACCAUUACUUUGAAGCAGAGGGCUUGACUCACAUGCUGAAUUUCACCUCAAAUUUACCAAAACUCAAGACAUUGUUAAUGAAUCACAAUCAGAUCUCCACCUCGACAAACACAGAGAUGAUGAGUUGGUCUCUGGAGACAUUACAGUUUAUAAACAACCGUUUAGACAUGCUUUGGAGGGAUGGCGAUACAAGAUACUUUAACUACUUCAAAAACCUGCGUAAUCUAAAAGCCCUUUAUAUCUCUAACAACAACCUCAACUUCAUCCCCCAACAAGUAUUUGGAGGAUUGCCAGACAAACUCAUUGAGCUCUACAUCAACAACAACAAGCUGACGUCCUUUGCUUGGAAAGAGCUCAACAUCCUUCAAAACUUAGAGGUGUUAGAUCUCAGUGGUAAUAGACUAACAAAGGUUCCUGCCAUACUCUCCAACUGCACACAAUCUCUGAAAAAGGUCCUUUUAUGUGAUAACCGUAUAGCUAAACUCUCUAAGAAUUUUCUAAUGGAUGCCUUCAGCCUGAAGAUCCUGGACCUCAGUGUCAAUCGCCUCCAACACAUUGAGCCAUCCAGCUUUCCAGAUAACGUUGUCAACCACAUGGAUAUGUUACUCCUGCACAACAACCGAUUCCUGUGCACUUGCAACGCCACCUGGUUCGUGACGUGGCUCAACAGCACUGAGGUGAACAUCCCCAAGCUGGCCACCGAAGUGACCUGCUCCUCCCCUGGGACGCAGAGGGGCCACCCAGUCAUCUCAGUGGACCUUCAGGCCUGCCAGCACAACUACCUCUCCAUCAUCCUGUACAUCCUCUUCACCUCCCUCGUCCUCGGCUUCCUCGUCCUCUCCAUAUCCAGCCAUCUCUUCCUCUGGGACGUGUGGUACAUCUACCACUUCUGCAUGGCCAAGCUCAAAGGCUACAGCCGCCUGUCCACGCAGAACGUCUACGACGCCUUUGCGGUGUACGACACGAGCGACCCGGCGGUGUCCGAGUGGGUGCUGCAGGAGCUCCGCGUUCACCUGGAGGAGUGUGACGACCACCGUCUGAGGUUGUGUUUGGAGGAGCGGGACUGGAUCCCUGGGUGUCCCUUGAUUGACAACCUCUCCCAGAGCAUCCAUCAGAGCAAAAGGACCAUGUUUAUACUCACCAACCGGUACAUAAGGAGCGGGAACUUCAAGACAGCAUUCUACAUGGCCCAUCAGAGGCUUAUGGAUGAGAAAGACGACGUCAUCGUUUUAAUCUUCCUGGAAAAGUCACCCUCUCAUUCCAAGUACCUGAGGUUGAGGAAGAGACUUUAUAGGCGUUCUGUGUUAGAGUGGCCAACCAAUCCUCAAGCACAGCCAUAUUUCUGGUUUGCCCUGAGAAGUGUUCUAGCAACAGAGAGUCACAAACAAUACAGCAAUCUUUUUAAGGAGACACUUUAAAAUACAUUCUGUAUGUACUGUAUGGUGUAGAAGUUUUGGACUUAAAAUCGUAUAAUUGAAUAUUGCAGUACAUAUUUUUGUUACGCUGAGUUUUUACUUAAUGAG
Molecule: messenger RNA, 3351 nt
Organism: Osmerus eperlanus (European smelt)
Lineage: Eukaryota; Metazoa; Chordata; Actinopteri; Osmeriformes; Osmeridae
Gene: tlr7
Product: toll-like receptor 7
Exons: 2
Coding region: 1-3246 (1081 amino acids)
Biological process (GO): positive regulation of interleukin-6 production; defense response to virus; canonical NF-kappaB signal transduction
Cellular component (GO): plasma membrane
Molecular function (GO): protein binding; pattern recognition receptor activity
Source: RefSeq, a predicted model, not a curated record